AUUAAUUUUUAGCCGAAUAACAUUAUAUCGAGAAAGUUUUCUGUUACACCGCCAAUAGACGACGAAGAUGAGUUACGUUGAUUUGGCUACGUUAACUAUGCACCGUAGAAACGAAUUAGAAGGUAGAAUAAAUAUGUUCCUAGAAAAAUGUGAUCAUGCAAUCAACGAUAUAAAAAAAAUGAAGACGAAGGCUCAAGGAUUUGUUCUACAACUCAACUGUGACCCGGCGGAGCUGAAGGAACGAUUCUUGAAAUCCAUGAAACUACUUGACGAGUUUACAUAUCUCAUAACAGACUUCAAUCUAGCUACUGGCCAAAUAGAAGACUUAGGCAGCUCAGAAUACACACCAGUGCCUGAUACAACACCGAAGUUACUUCCAACACCUCAAUUACCAACGCUUAACUUAUUAGAUGCAUUAAGUGAACCAACUCCUUCUACGUCACAAGCUAGCAUGAAAGUGACCCACACGAAAAAACCUAAAAGAUUAAAAAGCAUUAAAGACGAUCAAACAUUGAUCUCAUUCUCGAGUUCAUCUUGCUCAUCGGAAAGUGUUCCUUUAGUGAAGACUGAGGUUGUAAGCAAGGAAGUGCAGUGUGAAAUUGUUUAUGAAUUGGAAAAUUUAGAAAUUGAAGAUAAUCAAUCACAAGUAUCCCAAGAAUCCUGCAAGUUGCCAGCUCAGUCGAUGUUAGAAGUUGAUAAUACCUACUCUGGGACAAUCAUGCACGUAGAUGGAUCUUCUUUUUGGAUUAUAACCGAAGACACUGAUAUAGUUUACAGAUUAAUGUUAGAAAUGACAGAAUAUUAUACUAAGAAUUACAGGAAAAUGAAUCUAAAAGAAGUGAAAAUAUUAGCGUAUUGUGCUGUGUACGAUGGAGAUUGUUAUUAUAGAGGGCUUUUUCUAAAUUUGAUUGAGGACGGUACGAACACUGCAGAGGUGUACAUAGUGGACACGGGAGAGACGCGGUGCUUCCACAUAGAUAGUCUUCAGCCACUGGUAUUGCAGUUCUGUGAUUCGCCUCCGUAUGCACGGUGCUGUCAUUUAGCUGGGGUGGACCCAAUUAAGUAUAACGAUAUGCAUCUCGUCGAGAAACUUGAAGAGUGCAUGAGAAAUUAUAUAGGAACUUUAUGUAGAAUUGAAAUUGAUGACAACUCGUCGGAGUCGCUCGGCGUGUACGUCAUACUGCCGGACAACCAGACACUCAACCAAAUAAUCGUACAACAGGAAUUUGCUAACGCCAUCGACAGUCCAGUUUCUCCCGCGAAGCAAGCGCCCGCGGUCCACUGCCCGCCCGAGCUGGUGAACGACAGUUCCUUAGACAUCACGCACGGUCCUGAAUACGAGGACCCCGUUGAAGCAGUCACGGGUUAUCACAAUCGCGACGAAGCGGACAUAUGCAAACACUACAAAGGCGGUCCGAGCGCGACCUGCUUCAAAGGAGCGAAAUGCAAAAAGAAACACAUCGUCAAACAUCCAGAGCAGAUACCUGAAUUCGGUGUGGUGCUGCCCCCCGCGACGCUGGAGAGCCUCGUGCGUGACAUGAACAGCCCCGCCGCGCGCAUCACAUAUAAACCUUUGAAGCUAACCCCUGCUCCGGGAGAGAUGGUGGCUGCAUUGUACCCGCUGGACGACAACUGGUAUCGAGCCAGAGUGCUCUCACUCACCCGACCCGACCAGAGCGUGGAGGUGAUGUACGUAGACUACGGCACCGUUCUGUGGGUGAAGGAGGACCAGAUCCGCCACCUGGAGGCCCGGUACACGUUCCUGCCGAUGCAGGCGGUGCGGUGCGUGCUGGCGGGCGUCACGUGCCCGUCGCACGACUCGCAGCACUGGGCCGCCGCCAAGCGGGUGCUCGGCGAACUAACCCAGGACAAGCUGCUCGACGCCCAUAUCAUAUCUCGGGACUACGACGAAGUAGCAGUCGAAUUGUUCAACAGCGACGGCUACAGCAUCGCGGAGCAACUUGCAGCUCGAGACAUGGUCGACCUGGUAGAAUACUCUGUGGUCGACGACACGAAAACGCAAUGUAAGGUUGUCGCACCUUGACCUUUAUGUACUGUGGCGUCUGUAGUCGUUAGACCUCGAUAUUUUUAUACAGAUAAUGACAUACAUGAUUCAAACCUGACUCAUAGUAAGGUAGCUUAGAACUAUUUUUAAUCUAGAUUUUUUUUAGUAUUAAUGCCUAGGAAAUAUAUUAAGGCUUUUGUAAUUAGUUCAAUUCAGUCAAACUUUGAGCGUCAAAAACGGAUGGUGCACACCCAUGUUUAGAUUAUCAAUAAGAAUGUAUUGUUUUUUUAGUUUAUUUUCUUCAUAACCUAUAAAGUUUUUAAUCUUGUUUUAAUGAUUCAUUUGAAAUAAGAUGCGGGUUAUAUUGCAAUGUCUAGACAGAACUCUGCAAUAGGCUAGAAUGUGUAUAUUUUUUAAUUUUCUAGUUGCAUUUCGGAUUCAAAUAAAAAUCCUAUUGCAUUGUAAUAAAAUGAUAAAAUAUGUUUUU
Molecule: messenger RNA, 2492 nt
Organism: Bombyx mandarina (wild silkworm)
Lineage: Eukaryota; Metazoa; Arthropoda; Insecta; Lepidoptera; Bombycidae
Product: tudor domain-containing protein 15
Molecular function (GO): metal ion binding
Source: RefSeq, a predicted model, not a curated record